CGAGCUGCAAAUAAUUACAAAACUUUUUGUUUAACAUGUUAAAUGAAAGGUUUUUAAUUGAGUUUUCUGGUAUUAAUGAGCGGGAACGAUAUUGCGACUUAUCAGUUGAAAAUUGAAAUUGGUGAGAAAUAGAAUAAUCGAUCAUGUUAAGAAAUAGCGCAAUGGCUGUUUCAAGUCUACGAAAUUUUUGGUUGAUCGCUCUAACUCUACUGUAUCUGACCACAACUCAGGCUUCAGUUCUACCCACGGUUUUACCAGAUGGUAGCACUACAACUAACAUACAGGGACCCGGUACACAAACCAAAAUAAUGGGUCCGGAUGGUAGCGUGAUCGUGGCCGAAAAUCCCGGAGGACAAAUAGUUCAUCAAGAAACUCCUGGAGUUUUUGAACCUGCAGGAAGAAUUCUAGAUGAAUUUUUUCUAGGCCCGGCCGUCCCUAUGUUUGUCCCUGGAGAAGAAGCUCGUAAUGCUGUAGCUGGGUCGGCUGCAGGAACAUUAGCUACAGGAAAUUAUGUGGCACAGUCUGGUCAGGAUGGUGCUCAAUCUAUUGCUGGGGGUAUGGUUGGUCUACAGGGUUAGAGUUCAUAAUAUACUUUUUUUUAUACCGAUAUAGAUAUAAUAUUAAUUAAAUAAAUAAAUAUAGUGAAGAGAGUCGUUAUAGCUAUUUAUUUCUAAUUCAAAAAUUAACUGGAACAUGAAUCUAUAUAAAACGUUUGUUUUAUAUUUGUGUAACGUGUAUAACGAGUCAAAUUAGUUUUUCGUAAUUAUAUCAAUUAACAGGAUCAAACAGGCUUCUAUCAACGUUCACAUUUUGUAACAAAUGAUUUAACCUAAUUUCAGAUUACAAAGAUUGAAAUAAAACCUAUGCUCAUACAUAAAAUUAAAUAAAUAAUUUUUAGCUUUAAUUUUACAAUAAUGUAACCAAAUAAUUUAAUUAAAUUUCUGAAUUCAAAAAUAUAUUUGAGUUUGUUAAUAUUAACAAAGGCAAUUUUUCGUUUCUGUGGUUUCCAGUGAAAUUUCGUGUUGUUUGUUAAAUCCAAAUUAAUGAUGAAAUUUAAUUGAAAUUAGAGAAAAUUUAUUCAGAAAUAGGUACUUGAAAUGUUAAUCGAACACUGCGAAUAUCAGAGGAUACCUAUAUUCAUUUGAUAUCAAUAUAAUUUUGUCAUUUUUAAUAUACUUAGUUUAUUUCUUGGGAUAUAUCAUAAUAUAUUGAUUUAGGUGGUAUUUUCGAAUAAAGACAUACUUUGAGGUUAUUUGGUGCUACGCCACACCCAUAUCAAAAUACCUACUUAUUGAAAGACAAUUACAAGCAAAUAUUGGAAGUAAGUAUAACACGGAACUUAAUAUUACCACCGAAGGGGCAAGGUCAUGGUUCCAUGAGUAUAAAUUGCCGAAUUGUGGUUGCUUAAAUUAUUAGUUGAUCCACAACGACUACAAAAACAAGAACUAUGAAUUCCUUUGUAAGUAUUUAGAUUUUUUGAAAUAUAUGUCAUAUGAUAAGUUUGAAAAAAAUUAAAUUUAUUUUUCUCUCAGGCUGUCAUUACUUUCGUCGCCUGCUUGGCUAUCGCUAACGCUGGUUGGUUCCAUCAUGGACCUUCCGCCCACGUUCUCCAAGGACCCAGCAGCAAAACCACCUUAGUCGGACCUGAAGGAAGCGUCAUCUCCGCUGUAGCCCCAGGAGGUCAGAUCGUACAUGAAGAGCAUCCAGGAUACGUAGCUCAUGCCAGUCCAGUACACUCUCACAUUGUAGCUCACGCUGCCCCAGUUGUAGCUCAUGCUGUUCCACAUGUAGCUCAUUCAACAGUUGUGGCUCAUUCUUCAGCUUACGGCCACGAUAACGUUGUUGUAGCCGGACCAUCUGGAACUAUUUCCACUGGACAUUCCGCUCACUUUCCAGUUGUAGCUCAUGCUGCUCCAGUCGUAGCACAUUCUGCCCAUUACGCUCAUGUUGCUCCAGUAGCUUACGGAGUUCAUGGACACGAAGGCCAAUACGUACAUGACCACAGUGAAUCUUUGUACGAUGAUGGAUCGUACAAACCUCAUUUGUACCAUCAUUAAUGUGUGUGUCAAUAUACGUGUAUAAAUGUUUAGAGUUAGAUUGGAC
Molecule: messenger RNA, 2103 nt
Organism: Ceutorhynchus assimilis (cabbage seed weevil)
Lineage: Eukaryota; Metazoa; Arthropoda; Insecta; Coleoptera; Curculionidae
Source: the annotation of a GenBank genome assembly